Messenger RNA from Clonostachys solani, 1197 nucleotides. The record is from the annotation of a GenBank genome assembly. NCBI's taxonomy places the organism in Eukaryota, Fungi, Ascomycota, Sordariomycetes, Hypocreales, Bionectriaceae.
AUGGAUGGAGGGGCGAGUCUUCAUAGCCACGCUCAUCAGAGUCCCGGCGACCGCAACGAGGAAGUGGGUAGCUCCUCCACUCGGGCUGAGCCGACCGAUAGUGAAAUUCACGAUACACAGGCAGACACAGACCCAAAGUACAACCCACAUAAGCACAAAAAAGAGAACUCAGAGGCACGACUCGGUCCUCUUACUCCAGCCCAGCGAAGGCGCGCCAUAAUUGGCGACGAGGAAGGCGGUCCCUCCUCGCAACCUGAGGCGUCUAUCAAGCAGAUAGCUCGCGCCUCUUCUCCAACAUCUAUUACGCCGGAUGAACUUCAUGAAAAUGAUGGCGACGACAAAAACACUCCUGUUCAUCCUAGAUUGCCUCUUACGACGCCACAUGCGACCGCAGCCGCAACUCAUGAGCCCGUCUCUAGAGAUAAAGCCCGUAAGAGAGCCCGUGGCUCCCACGGGCCAGUGUACCAGAGCUAUCAAGAGUAUGGCAACCAUGGCCCCCAAAACGAGACCUCGAAGUUUGGGAUUCCCUUAAUCUCUCUCAUUCCUGAUACUCAGCCUGUGGACAGAAACGGGGUAACCAGUCAUGGCGGCCAGCCCUACCAACAUGAUUGGGACGGUGCCCACGAGCGGGAGGCUUACCCUUACCCCGAAGAGAUACACACUCCAGCCUUCAUGGAAAAUCAAGCUUGGGCCAAUUCGAAAUUGAUCCUGCACGUAUUUGCGAUACUGUUGUCUAUCUCCUCUUUAGGUCUGAUUUUGAGCCUGAUUCCGAAUAGAGACGUAAUUUCGUCUUCGGUAAUGUUUUCGUUCCCGGUUCCUGCAAUCGCCAUAGGGUGGGGUUUUAUCGAAGUCAUGGCCUUCAUCUUCAUUUUGAAGUGCAGGCCCGGCCCCGGCAUUCUCAAUGGGAUCCUCCCCCUUGGCCAGCUCGGCCUCUCACUAGUUCUGGCGCUCGCCUGCGUCGUCGUUGCGUACUUGCAGUGGACCUCCAUCUCGGCCAUUGAUCGCAGAUGCAGCCGUACGCCCAGUACAACGUUGGUCUAUAAUAAUUGGCAAGACUUGUGCCAGUCGCAAUGGCCUGAGAAGAAGCCCUCCGCGAUGGCCAUAGCGAUUAUCAACAUCAUAACCGCGGUUGUCUAUGUUGUUCUGUUCGUCGCCGCCUGCAUCGAUACCAUUUACGGAAAAGAGGAGGAAGAGUGA